Molecule: messenger RNA, 969 nt
Organism: Temnothorax curvispinosus
Lineage: Eukaryota; Metazoa; Arthropoda; Insecta; Hymenoptera; Formicidae
Exons: 6
Coding region: 1-969 (322 amino acids)
Source: RefSeq, a predicted model, not a curated record
AUGGACAGACACGUAAAUCUGCUGUACGUGCAUAACGAUAACGUGGGACAUUUUGCGUGGAUCAAGAACCUAUCCCGCCUCGUGAGCUCGCAAAUCAACCGACACCAUGGUCAGAAAUACUUUUGCGAUCGAUGUUUGCACUACUUCAGCUCCAACGAGAAAUGGGCUGCCCACACCGUCGACUCUGAUAUUAAUCUAGACCCUAUUAACUAUAAAGAAGCUAUGUUGACAAAAGAUAAGAGACUGUGGCAGAAAGCAAUCGAAGACGAAUUAAAUUCUAUGAACAAAAAUGAGGUGUGGGAAUUGGUGAGUCGUCCAACAAUAACAAGUGAUGGUAAAAAGGCUAAUAUUAUAGAUUCAAGAUUGACUGAAGCUGCUCUGAAAAUGGGACUUCAGAAUUCAGAAUUAGAACCUUGUAUGUUUACUUGGAGAAAUGAGGAUAAGUACUUAAUUUUGCUUUUAUAUGUAGAUGAUAUAUUAGUGGCGAGUAAUGAUAAAGAUAAAUUAGAAGAGGUUAAGACAGGUUUAAGUAAAGAAUUUGAAAUGACAGUGCUAGGUGAACCAAAAGAAUUUCUGGGUAUAGCUAUAAGGCGAGACAGACAGAACAAAAUAAUUGAAUUAACCCAAGAAAAAUAUAUAAGAAAAAUCUUAGCUAGGUUCAACUUUAGCGAAGCACAUGCUCAGAAAACGCCAAUGGUUACUACUCAAGUAGCUAACAGAGAGAGAAAGUUGCGUGAGACGGACAUUGACGAUGAUAUACUAUUAACUACAGAAAACAAAGAAAACGUUCCUUAUAGAGAAGCAGUGGGCAGUUUGUUGUAUCUGGCAGAUUGCAAGAAUUCUUUAACUACAUGUGGAUUCGCGAUUACAUUAUAUGGAGAUGCGAUAAUCUGGCGAACACAUAAUCAAUCUUAUGUUGCGUUAUCAACAUGCCAAGCAGAAUAUGUCGCUUUGAUUAAUUUUGACUGA